Molecule: messenger RNA, 3303 nt
Organism: Bufo gargarizans (Asiatic toad)
Lineage: Eukaryota; Metazoa; Chordata; Amphibia; Anura; Bufonidae
Product: cubilin-like
Exons: 21
Coding region: 1-3303 (1100 amino acids)
Biological process (GO): proteolysis
Molecular function (GO): serine-type endopeptidase activity
Source: RefSeq, a predicted model, not a curated record
AUGGAAGAAAAGAACGUUCAGCAGCUCUCACCUGCCCCACCUUCACCUGUGAGCACGGAGGACCCGUGUCAGGCCCGGGUAAAGUAUUGCAAUAUGGUUGAAGAAAUCCAGCUCCACUUCGCAGGCUGCAGUUCCAUAUAUCAUUUAUCUGGAUCUUCAGGAAGUGUUUCCAGUCUAAAUUAUCCAUCAAACUAUGAGAACAGUAAAUCGUGUGCAUGGGAGAUCACAGUUCCUGAAGAUAAAGUUAUCCAUUUCUGGUUUGAGGAGUUCCAUGUGGAAGCCAGUACAUUAUGUAGUGAAGAUCGUGUCACUAUUGAAGAUAAUAUUGGGGUCUUGGGUACUUUCUGUGGACACACAGUUCCUAAGCCACUGGUUUCAGGCGGGAAUAGAAUUUUCCUGACAUUUACCACUAAUAGUGAAACCAACAACAAAGGAUUUCAUGCCAAAUAUGAAGCUGUAGAUCCCCAAAAAAUAGCGGAUAUUAUGGGAGGUGGAGGAUAUUUAGAAGGCAACACAGGAGAGUUUCAGUCCCCAAGCACGUAUAACAGCAAGAAUCAUGACAUGUACCAGUGGAAAAUCUCAGUUGAUGCUGGCUACAGAGUAAAACUGUCCUUUAUAAGAUUUGACUUAGAAGUUCCAGGACCAGCUGGUUGUAAUGAAGUGGUUGAAAUUUACGAUGGUGAUGGAAAAGGAUCUCAGAAACUGGGGCAGUUUUGUGGAAAAGAAAUUCCAGAUCCUGUUGUUGCUACAUCAAACUCAGUGUUAGUCCGUUUCAAAGCAAAUCAGCAGGGCGUACGAGGAUCAUUCCAUGCUAAAUACGUUGUAUUUGAUGGUGUUAUUCCAACGGAGAGCCCUUCUUACAUUGAUUCUGGUUGUGGAAGUAAUGCUCUACAGAAUGGUCGCAAGGGUUUUAUUCACUCCAUGAAUUACCCUGACACCUAUCCAGUUGAUCUCCACUGCAGCUGGAAUAUCUCUGUUACUCCAGGGUGGCUUAUUAAACUAACAUUCAUCGAUCUUGCUAUGGAUGGGGAAAUAGGACAAUGUACUGGAGACAAGCUGGAAAUAUCUGACAUCUUUGAUAUGAUAGGAAGUUACUGCGGCUUUUUCAAGCCUCCAGUGAUCAUCAGCUCUAGCAACAAGCUUUUCCUGAAAUUCUCAACAGACAAAUUAAAAACCGAUAAAGGUUUUGAGGUAAAAUGGGAAGAGGUCCAUCCUGAUGAUAUAGAAGAAAUCCAGUCAUGUGGUGGUGGAUCUACUGAGGAGAGUGGAGUGAUUAAAUCCCCAAACUGGCCAAAUAAUUAUGCACCUAACAGACUGUGUGUGUGGCAUAUUCAAGUGCCUGAAGGGAAGAACAUUGUCGUAAAUUUCACUCAUUUUGACUUGGAAGAUACAGACCUUAUAAGUAAACUGUGUUAUGAUUAUGUGGCAGCAUAUGAGGAAAGCUCUGGACAAGCCAUUAAAUAUGGUCCAUUUUGUGGAACUAUAAUGCCAGCCAGAAUCACUAGUCAGAGUAAUACUCUCACAAUCCGGUUCUACAGCGACAUUUUCACAGAGUCAAGAGGUUUUAGAGCCUACUGGACCACUAAUCCCUUACAAACACCUCCAACAGAAGCACCUCCAGCCCCCAAUCCAUGGGACAGUAUACAAAUAGAAUGGCCAAAUAAGUGCGGACAGCCUACAUUUCCUCCCCAAAUUAAUUCUAGAAUUGUCAAUGGAGAACCCGCUGUACCUCACACCUGGCCUUGGCAAGUGUCCAUGCAGGUGUGGCCAAGUUCUCGCAAUGAAACCAUUUUCCUUCAUACCUGUGGAGGCACUCUUAUUCACAAGCAAUGGGUCUUGACUGCAGCUCACUGCUUCAUUAAUUAUGCAGAUGAAUUGCAUCGCUGGCAAAUGUGUGUCGGGAAACACAACUUAACGCUGGUUGAACCCACAGAAAAAUGCUUUAAAAUUCUUGGUAUCUACCGUCAUGAAGGGUUUGUCUACCCAGAAAUACCAGCCUUAGAGUUUGACAUUGCUUUGGUAAAGCUUGACGGAGAAGUGGUAGCCAAUGACUACAUUGAUUUUGCUUGUCUGCCACCGUACAAUCAGGUCCUGAAUGCAACUUAUCGCUGUCAUGCAACUGGAUGGGGUGAUGAGACAGGAAAUUCACUGGCACCGAAGGCUGCUGAAGGAUUAAAUCAAGUGGCACUACCUGUAAUUGCAUAUGAAGUCUGUAAAACACCCCAAUAUUGGUGGUUCCAAAUAAAGGACUCAAUGAUCUGCGCUGGCUAUGUUCUUCCAGAUGAGUUAAAGUCUGUAUGUCAGGGAGAUUCAGGAGGACCACUGGUUUGCCCCUCUAGCAAUCAUAGCUCAGUCUGGGAAGUUCAUGGAAUCACCAGUUUUGGACCCAUUGGCUGUAUUAUGGAUAAAAAACCAAGUGUCUUCACUCGUGCAUCUGCUCAUCUUGACUGGAUAGAUACAAUCCUCAAAAAGGAUAUAUACGAUACUUACUCAUCUGGCUGUGGCAGUGCCAAGUACCUCAGUGACAGAAAUGGGCACUUCACGUCUAUACGAUAUCCGGCCCCAUACAGCAAUGGUGCCGCCUGUAUUUGGAAUAUUGUUGCCCCCGCUGAUAAAGUCAUUCAUUUGAUGUUUACGGACUUUGUGCUUGAGGAAAGUAAUGCCUGCAACAAUGACAGGCUUGUGAUAUCAGAUGAACUUGGCAGUGUUGGUACCCACUGUGGAAACUUUUUACCAGCUGAUCUAGUUAGUUUUAGCAACCAGCUAUCGGUGCAAUUCAUCUCCAACAGCAGGUUGGUGGAUGUCGGAUUUUAUGCAGCCUGGGAAUUUGUGGAUCCAGCUUUAAUACCAAGCAUUGCAACCUGCGGAGGUCAUUUCAAUACUGACAAAGGAGAGUUUAUGUCACCCAACUGGCCAAAUUCCACUUAUCCAAGCAGUAAAGCGUGCAUCUGGAAAAUAACAGUUCAACCCAGCAAUAAUAUCCACAUUGUCUUUACGAACUUUAGCCUACAGCUUGCAAACUUCACAGGAGGUUGUCAGGAUUUUGUGGAGGUUUUUGAUGGAGACAAAUCUGGGGCAAAAAGACUGGGUCACUUCUGUGGAACGACAUUGCCACCGACCCUAAAUACAACUGGGAAUACUGCCGUUAUUAAAUUUGUCAGCAACAAUGCGCAGAAUGCCAGAGGCUUCUAUGGAUACUGGACGACUAAUCUAACGGACAUUCCAAAUGCUCCACUGACACAUCCCAAACCAUGGGAUAAUGUGAUCAUAGGAGUCAAGUGGAUGGUCUUACUAAGUGAUUGA